AUGUGGCCAUUACGAACCCGGAUGGUUCUCACAUUGUACCGCAUUAAGACCAUGGUGUUUGCAAUUCGGAGGGUUACAAAAACUUUGAUAGCUAUUUCUACGCUGUAUGUGAUCUGUCUGAUUCCCGGGACCGUCAGUGGUUGGGGUUAA
Messenger RNA from Patella vulgata (common limpet), 150 nucleotides. RefSeq lists its product as uncharacterized. Lineage: Eukaryota; Metazoa; Mollusca; Gastropoda; Patellidae. The transcript is spliced from 3 exons. Bases 1 to 150 code for a protein of 49 amino acids. The record is from RefSeq and is a predicted model, not a curated record.